CACAAACAUGAAGUUCGUUCGCUUUAUUAUGAAAAAUGCCGCCAUGGCGAGUAUUCCGAAACAUGUCGAACAUUUCUCCAAAUUCUCUCCUUCGCCGCUUUCCAUCAAGCAAUUCCUGGAUUUUGGAUCCAUAAACGCCUGCGAGAAGACGUCCUUCGCUUUCCUGAGGCAGGAGCUCCCAGUGAGGCUGUCCAACAUCAUGAAGGAGAUCAACCUCCUGCCUGACAAGCUGCUCAGCACGCCGCCCGUGCAGACGGUGCAAGGAUGGUACGUCCAAAGCUUGAUGGAGAUCCUGGAUUUCCUACACAAGAACCCGGAUGACCACAAAGUCCUGGGAGAGUUUGUGGACGCCUUAGUGACCAUCAGGAACCGGCACAACGACGUGGUGCCCACCAUGGCGCAGGGCAUCAUCCAGUACAAGGAGACCUUCCCGCAGGACGCCGUGACCAACCAGAACAUCCAGUACUUCCUGGACCGCUUCUACAUGAGCCGCAUCUCCAUUCGCAUGCUCAUCAACCAGCACACUCUGAUUUUUGACGGCACCACCAACCCUGUGCACCCCAACACCAUCGGCAGCAUCGAGCCACACUGCCAGGUGGGCGACGUCGUCCAAGACGCCUACCACAGCGCCAAGAUGUUGUGUGAGCACUACUACCUGCGCUCGCCUGACCUCCAUCUCCAGGAGAUGAGCAGCAAGAGCAAGCAGCAGCCCGUCAGCAUCGUCUACGUGCCCUCGCAUCUGUACCACAUGCUCUUUGAGCUCUUCAAGAACGCCAUGCGGGCCACCAUAGAGAGGCACGAGAACCGAGACCUGCCGCCAGUCCAUGUUCUGGUGUCUCUGGGAGGAGAGGACAUGUCCAUCAAGGUGAGCGACAAGGGAGGCGGCGUUCCCUUCCGCCGGAUCGAGAACCUCUUCAGCUACUUGUAUUCCACCGCCCCGGCGCCACAGAUGGGAGAACACGUCCGACCUCCACUGGCCGGCUUCGGGUACGGGCUGCCCAUCUCGCGUCUCUACGCCAAGUACUUCCAGGGCGACCUGCAGCUGUACUCCAUGGAGGGCCACGGCACGGACGCCGUCAUCUACCUGAAGGCGCUGUCCACAGACUCCAUCGAGAGGCUCCCGGUGUACAACAAGACGGCCCUGAGGAACUACAAGGUGAGGCAGGCAGCAGACGACUGGUGCAUCCCCAGCAGAGAACCUCUGGACCUCAGCAGCUACAAGGUGGCCAAGUGAAGCAGAACCUGGUCCACCUAGACCCGCGCCCCUCCCCCGCAGCACCCCCGCGCCAUCACGGACCAGACAGGCUAGCAUGUUGUUUUCGCCCCCACUUUGGCUUCUUUGCGAGGGAAGGACAGAAAAACGGCGGCGUGCAGGACGGCGCCGCCCAGCGUAUCGGCGACGGCCGGACGAGGAGGAGGAGAAGUUGUCCCCCGCACCUGAAGGAUCAGACUUGAAGUGUUGUUCUCCACUCUGUGCUCACCUUUCAACUGACAUUUGCAUAUUUCAGUCACCUGAUCCCCUGGUGGUCAGGAACAUGCGACCACCAGACUGUGCCAUGGUGGAUGUUCCUUUGGCCAUGAGGAACCUUUGUAAAUACAGCAGAGAUAUUAAAGAAGAUUUAAAGAUGGGUGUUGUCCAAUCA
Messenger RNA from Entelurus aequoreus (snake pipefish), 1643 nucleotides. It is a transcript of the gene pdk2a, whose product is annotated as pyruvate dehydrogenase kinase 2a. The transcript is spliced from 11 exons. The record is from RefSeq and is a predicted model, not a curated record. Gene Ontology annotation, biological process: regulation of glucose metabolic process; protein phosphorylation. Lineage: Eukaryota; Metazoa; Chordata; Actinopteri; Syngnathiformes; Syngnathidae. Bases 8 to 1234 code for a protein of 408 amino acids. Gene Ontology annotation, molecular function: pyruvate dehydrogenase (acetyl-transferring) kinase activity. Gene Ontology annotation, cellular component: mitochondrion.